This is a messenger RNA of Opisthorchis viverrini, 2814 nucleotides long. RefSeq lists its product as hypothetical. Gene Ontology annotation, molecular function: catalytic activity. NCBI's taxonomy places the organism in Eukaryota, Metazoa, Platyhelminthes, Trematoda, Opisthorchiida, Opisthorchiidae. The record is from RefSeq and is a predicted model, not a curated record. The transcript has a single exon. The coding region runs from base 1 to 2814 and encodes 937 amino acids.
AUGAACGUACGCAGCCUUUUAUCGAAACAAGAUGAUCUGCGGCAGUGGGUUUCUGAUGUAAAUCCUGACAUUCUUGGUGUUGCAGAAACCUGGUUGGAUUUGACUGUCCUCGAUCAAGAGAUAAAACUCCCUGGCUAUGAGCAUUUUCGUUGCGAUCGUCAGCAGCGGCUUCAUGGUGGGGUGCUCCUCUAUGUGAAGUCGGACAUACGUUGCCGGUUACAAAACACUUAUUUGAGUAAUGAUUGUUACUGUGAACAAAUUUGGUGCGAAAUCAUCACGACCAAAGGCAAUUUUCACGUGGGAGUGCUUUACAGAAGUCCAGCUAAUAUCUCUUCCGACUGGAUUACACGAGCUAAGAAUAAUCUAUGCGCCCGAAACGUGCUACUUAUGGGUGACUUCAAUUUUCCCCGUGUAAAUUGGUCCAGCUAUACGGCCCUCCCUGGUUGUACCGACUUGGAAACCACAUUUCUCAAUACGGUGCUAGAAAUGGGAUUGAUACAGCAUGUGCAUCAACCGACGCGGUCUCUGCCUUAUCAGAUUCCUUCCUGCCUAGAUUUACUAUUUACUCAAGCCGAGCAAAGAUUGGAUUAUUUAUCAGUUUCUGAACCACUGGGCACUAGUGAUCAUAUGACAUUGUUUGCAUAUCUUAGGCUUCCACAUCAUCGCACUCCACCGCGAUUACCCCAGAGAAAUGUUUGGAAAACAGACUUUGAUGCGUUAUUAAUUGCGGCUAAUUCGAUGGAUUGGACACUACCAACAGAAGGAUCCGUUGAUACAUGUUGGCUUUCUCUUAAAGACAAAAUAUCAUGGCUAUGCGACCUAUAUACGCCUGUUCGACAUUGCAAAUCAAAUCGAUGUCGCCCACCCUGGUUCGAUCGCGAGCUUGUAACGUUGACCAAACGCCGCCGAAAACUGUGGAACCGUUAUAGACAGUCUCGUGAUCCCGUGGAUUAUGCAACUUAUAAGCAGCAGCGAAAUUCAUGCAAUUUUACGAAAUUGAGAAAACGCCAAGCUUAUGAAAACUCUCUCGCCGAAUCGGCCAAAACAACGCCCAAAAGGAUUUUUGCUUAUGUCAACAGAAAUCUCAAAUCCUCUGAUGAGCUACCGUACAUACAAGAUCAAGAUGGCAAUACCAUCACCUCAGACUCCGCGAGGGCCACUGAGUUUGCCUGCCACUUUUCUUCUGUAUAUGCCACAAACCCCUCAAGAGACAGUCUUACUGGUUCCUGCGCGGUUAGAUUGGAUUCGUUGGUGUGUUGCACCGAAAAGGUGUGUUCUCUGCUUCUGUCGCUCAAUACGGCAAAGUCCGCCGGUCCUGAUGACCUCCAUCCCGUAAUUUUGAAGACAUUAGCACCAGUCAUUGCACCUGCAGUCACGACUCUAUACAAUAAAUCCCUUGCAGAAGGCGUGUUGCCUCAGGAAUGGAAAGAUUCAGUUGUUCGGCCGUUCCCCAAAGGCGGAGAUCUUUCUCGAGUCACAAAUUACCGUCCAAUCUGCCUUACUCCCAUACUCGCUAAGGUUCUGGAAAAGAUCGUGAAGCAGGCUCUGUUGCAUAUGCUGGAUGAAUUUCAAAUUCUUACGCCGGCACAACACGGUUUUCUUCGCGGCCGUUCUUGUGUGACCAACAUGCUCACUGCUCGUCAUCACUGGUUAGCCGCUGUUGACGCUGGGCAUGCUGUUGAUGUUAUAUUCGUGGACUUUAGUAAGGCGUUCGAUAGGGUAGACCACACUGAACUGAUAAAAAAACUGCAGGGCUACGGCAUAGGAGGGGAUUUACUUCGUUGGCUCAAAUCGUUCCUGCAUGACCGACGCUGGAAGGUGAGAGUAAACGACCACUGUACAGACUGGUAUACGUCACCUAGUGGCGUACCUCAGGGAACGGUUUUGGGUCCAGUUCUGUUUCUACUACAUGUGAAUGAUCUACCAGGGGUCCUACAGUCGGCAAGUCUGUUAUUCGCUGAUGAUCUUAAGAUAUGGAAACCUAUUGAGUGUGACGAAGACCGAGUGGCUCUUCAGCAUGACUUAGAACGUCUGGUGGCGUGGUCCUCUGAAAGGAGGCUUCCGAUCAACCCGGCCAAAUCAGAAUAUAUAUGCCUGGGAAAGCCAACUUCAGAUCGUGUAUAUCAUCUAAAUGGCCAAAAAUUGAAAUCGGUCUCAUCAAUCCGAGACUUGGGCGUUCAAAUCCGUUAUGAUUUAAAGUCGAAGGACCACACGAGCGCUGUGUAUAAGAAGUCUCUUCGCAUUUUGUGGACAUUGAAGCGAAGUUUUUCGAUGUGGACGGAAGAGUUAGUUUUAAAACUGUAUCCCACCAUGAUCCGGCCUAUAUUGGAAUAUGGUGCUCCAGCUUUCUCCCCACUUACGAAAGACGAAGCCCGAAAGCUCGAACGUGUCCAACACCUCGUUACAAAGAUGGUUCCCAGUCUGCGGAGUCUUUCUUAUUCUGAGAGAUGCAGAAAACUGAAAUUGUUCACACUUGAAUACAGACGUCUCCGGAUUGAUCUCAUCUAUGUUUUCCGUGUUUUGUGCCUAAACCAUUUUCCGCAGUUGAUGUUCUUGUUUGACAUUCCAACAACCAACAUCACCCGAGGACAUCGAUUUAAACUUACUGUCACACGCAUGGACAAUGUGCCUCAUGGGUACAGUUUCUCUCGCCGCGUUGUCAUUUUGGAAUUCGUUCAGUCAGAAACAGUUCAAAUUUUCAAACGUAAUUUAGAUGAACAUUUAUCUGAUCUAUGCUUCUGUGAGGAUAUCUCCUCCGCUCUGGUCCCGAAAGUCAGCUACUCCACUAACGGACCAAGGGCGUAUAUGGAAUGA